Molecule: messenger RNA, 5668 nt
Organism: Artibeus jamaicensis (Jamaican fruit-eating bat)
Lineage: Eukaryota; Metazoa; Chordata; Mammalia; Chiroptera; Phyllostomidae
Gene: NEMP1
Product: nuclear envelope integral membrane protein 1
Exons: 9
Coding region: 22-1356 (444 amino acids)
Cellular component (GO): nuclear envelope
Source: RefSeq, a predicted model, not a curated record
GGGCGGUGUCUUGAGACGACUAUGGCGGGAGGGAUAAAAGUGGCGGUCUCUCCUGCAGUUGGUUCCGGGCCCUGGGUCUGGGGGGCCGGGUGCGGUGGGACAAUGCGGCUUCUCCUGGUUUUCUCCGGAUGCUUGGUCUGUGGCUCAGGUAAAAUUGAUGUAGAAGUGGCCGUGCUUCAGGAAUCCCGAGUUUAUAAUAAGGCUGCGGGGCAACAGUUCUGUUACGAAAACGUGCUUGUCCCGAAGUGGCAUGACAUAUGGACGCGGAUACAGAUCCGGGUGAAUAGUUCCAAAGUGGUACGAGUCACCCAGGUGGAGAACGAGGAGAAGCUGAAGGAGCUAGAGCAGUUUAGUAUCUGGAACUUUUUUUCCUCCUUUCUAAAAGAGAAAUUGAAUGACACCUAUGUUAACGUGGGUCUGUACAGCACAAAAACCUGCCUCAAAGUUGAGACUGUAGAGCAAGACACCGAGUACAGUGUCACUGUGACCCGCAGAUUUGACCCCAAACUCUUUCUCGUUUUUCUCCUUGGACUUACGUUAUUUUUUUGUGGAGACUUGCUGAGCAGAAGCCAAAUCUUCUACUAUUCCACGGGGAUGAGUGUGGGAAUUGUGGCCUCUUUGCUAAUCAUCAUUUUCGUCCUGUCCAAGUUUGUACCCAAGAAAAGUCCCAUUUACAUCAUCCUGGUGGGAGGCUGGUCAUUUUCGCUGUACCUCAUUCAACUAGUUUUUAAAAACUUACAAGAGAUCUGGAGAUGUUAUUGGCAGUAUCUGUUAAGCUAUGUCGUCGCAGUCGGGUUCAUGAGUUUUGCGGUCUGUUACAAGUAUGGGCCCCUGGAGAACCAGCGAAGUAUCAACCUGCUGACCUGGACCUUGCAGCUGAUUGGCCUGUGUUUCAUGUACUUGGGUAUCCAGAUCCCACACAUCGCCCUUGCCAUUGUCAUCAUUGCACUGUGUACCAAGAAUGUGGAGUACCCUCUUCGGUGGCUGUACAUCACCUACAGAAAGAUGUAUAAGGCAACAGAAAAGAUUGCCCCCCCUCGUCUCCUGACAGAAGAAGAGUAUCGUAUACAAGGAGAGGUGGAGACCCGAAAGGCUCUGGAGGAGCUUCGAGAAUAUUGUAACAGUCCUGACUGCUCUGCUUGGAAGACUGUUUCUCGAAUCCAGUCUCCAAAGAGAUUUGCUGACUUCGUGGAGGGCUCUUCUCACCUCACACCAAAUGAGGUUUCUGUUCAUGAGCAGGAGUACGGAUUAGGGAGCCUCAUUGCCCAGGAUGAAAUCGAUGAAGAAACAUCCUCCGAGGAGGGGGACUCCGAUUCUUGGCACCGCACUGUCACACAGAACAGCUUUCUGAGUUAGUCAGUGGUCGGUUACUUGUACGUGGACUGGCUUGGUGCCUGGAAGGCCUGGGUCGCAUGUGUUGCCGUGCAGUUGCUUCUCAACUCUCUGAGCCAGAGGGAGGCUGUGCAAAAACCUGAAGCUAGAGGCCUGAGUAGGCCUCCCUCUGAAAACGAUCUUGGUGGUCUCUGCGGAGCCCCUGAGGUGGAUAAAGCAUGGAUGCUUCCCACUGGUUAAGCUAUGAGCUCCCCUUCUGUCUUCCCAAAGGAGUGGGGUGGGCGAGGCCCGGACAGCACGCUAUCACCUGACUGGGGGGCGAGUCUGCUGUGGAGUUGAGGGCUGAGAACUGUCACUCGGGCUUAUGUUCCAUGGAGAAAUCCACACAUCUGAGCCUCCUUCAUGAACUUCUGUUUUUAUUUCAGAAUAAUCCUUGUUUUAAGAGAAAAAAUGGAUUUUUAUUUGAUUGGCCUAUUUUUCAACAAAUAUAUAUAUAUAUAUAAUUUUAGUUUCUUAAAAUGUAGGGAACUCGUGUUCCAGAACCAGCAGAUGCCCCAGAGUGACAAGCCCCGUAGGCCCCUGCAUACUUAUUAGUGUGGAUCACCCACUGAAGCCCGGGGGCUGUUGCAUUGUCUUGGAACUAGUUCUCAUCGUACAAUAUUCUAAGCCCUGCUUGCUUUUAGGAACAUGCCUGUGGGCUCUUCCGUAGGGGAGGCCCAUUGGGCUUUUUGUUAUAGUCGACUUUCAGUUUCAUCGUGAGAACAAAUUUGCCUUCUUCCCUUCCCAUUUCUCCUGGCUCCUUUUGCCUUUUCAGGAAGGGUCUGUUUCCAUAUCUGUGAAGUUAUGUACAAUUCAGAGUUUGUUUCAUUUCUCAUAUUCUCUUCCCCUUGGUUUUUAGCGUUACUCCUGCUAUUUAGAAGUGAUCUUACUUAGGGAAUUUAAGUGGUUUUUACAGGUUCUCCAUUUUUCUUGUCAGCAAGUCACAUGUCUCUGAGUGGCUGUGGAAGCAGGAAGCUGUCGCCCUUCCCUUUGCUUCCCUUUGCUUCCCUGUCUGCCCGUUCUUCCUGUUCCUGUCUGCCUUUCCUGACCAUCCAUGCCCUUCCCCCAAGAAAUCUGGCUAAUUUUGUAAGCUCCGAAACUGUGAAGUUUCUUGAUGAAGCAUACAAGUUAUAGCUAUGUAGCUGCCACAGUUUGCAGUGCCAGGAAGUAGACCUCCAGGGAUCUUCAGGCCUUUGGGUGCUCAUUUAGCUGUCAGGGUUUAGACACAUUUUUCCAUGAAUUUGUUACACUUGUUUGCAAUUCCAUUUCUGACCAGAGAUUCAUGCUACCUUUUGUGACAGUGGCAUUAAUUUCAGAUUCUUUCGCCAUUGGAAACUACCCUUGUAAACCAGCAAUGCCAUUUAUGAGGGAGCAGAUUUCCAAGUCUCUGUCAUUAGCGGGUUCUGGCUUUGUGAUCUUCACCCUCAUACCUUGAAAAAACCUGUAAUUACUCUGGCUGGGAAGAUAGACACUGAUGGUAAGAGCACAGCAUUAGGCUGCUGGAUGACCAUGAUCAGAGACGAUUUUUUAAAAGUCUUAAUGACUCCUUCAGACCAGCCAUUUAGCAGAUAGUUUUGAAAGGCCCUGGGCUCCAUUACUGACUUCCAGCCUGUGGCCAGUUUAUUAUUUCCAGCCAUGUUUACCAUAGCUUUAAACUGUCCUAAAGUGACAACUACCUCAAUUGGCAGCAAACAGGCAUAUAGUGGAAAGUGAAAAAUAAGCAGUUUUAGGGCAGAUGCUAGCUGUGGGUUCAAGUUACAGAGUAAGGGAGCUUUAUAUUGGGAAACUUUUAUUCCUUUUUGAGUUAUGCACAUGGUAAAAUGUUCUCUCUCUACAAAGAACUGUUAAGUCCUCUGGAAUAUACCAUUUUUGUCCUCAUUUAUAGAAAUCGAGACCUAGGGUAUUCAAGCAUAAGUGGAUUUGAAAAGGCAAUGCAGUUCUACAGGUAGUGUCAGAUUCCAUCCCCGUCCCGGAGACCUCGGUGCCUUCCCCCAAACAGCUGCUUAGAAAGGUGGUAGCUUGCCCCCAGGGGGAUUUUCCUGACUCAUGUCUUUAUUUCAAUGAGAAAGCGCUAUGAGUUAGAGAAAGAUUUUUCUCUUAUGUUCAGUAAAUUCCUUGUGAAAUAAAGUUUCCAUCGCAAGACCAGUUUUUUUUUUUCACUGUGUUUGAGUUUGGGGUGAGUAAAAUCAAACUCAGCUCAUUACUUCCUGUCUGGAAGCUGGAGACUGAACUGUAGGAGUGGAGAUGACAAGGGGUCCCCAAGCCUGAGAGCUGCUCUCAGGCAGUGACUGCCGCUGCCUCAGUUGUGCUGUGCAUCCUUGCCCCGCCUGCCUGUGUGGCUCCGCCCUGGAUGCGUCAGAACCUCACCUAGUAAACCUUUAGAAGCUGCUCUCAUCUCCCUCUUGGCCACUUAGUCUGCUGGCUCAGUCACUACUUGAAGCCCCCGUUUAAUUUUCUCAGGCAAUUACAGCUAUUGCCAUUUCAGCAGUCUCAUCUCUCAGACUGACCUCGUCAGGAACUAUCGAAGGGGUAGCUGUGGACUGAGCUGGACUGAGCCACGUCUGCUGCCCACGUCAGCAUCUUGCUUUGCAAAUAUGGAGCUGUCAGUUGGUGCAAGGGCCUAGGGACUCACUGGCGUCGGAAAUCUAUUGCCUCUAGUCGGCCUGACUGAGUUGUGUAGAGCAUGUCUCUCAUUAAUGGAAACUCAAGAGCUGACUGGCCCAGAACAUUUCUCCUUCACUUCCCACUCAGAUGGCUUUCAUGAGACCAAUGUCCAAAAAUAAGGAAAGCUAAGCACCUUUGACAUUUUCUGACAAGAAAUUUCUAUCAGCCACUUUAUCUCACCAAAACUAGUUUAUUUCUACCCCAAAUUCGUGCUUUUUAUGUCUAGUAUAAAGGAUGUUUUGCUUAUAAUACUUCCAUUGUAGUUCCAGUGUUGUACUUUGUGCUAAUACAUCCCACUCCAGGGCCUAGCCCUCUGUGCGUUAACUGUGUUCCCUUCCGCCUGAUCUCUACUGGGUGUAUACGACCGGAUUUGAAGAAUGAAAGGACCCAAAUAGACCAGAUAGUCCCUCCAGGUCCUGACAAAAGGCUUGGGGCUGGAUUAUGCAAUUACCUUUCAUCUUCCUGUUGUUCCAAAGGAAGGCUAGUGCAUUCAGACAGAUGCCCGAGUAAAAAUGGUUCCUAGCUGUGUACUCAUAACUUUUCUCUGAAUUGAGUAGUGAAAGUUGAAGUAGGAAGAACGGAAAUUAAAUGUCCUUCUUGUAUUCCUUUGGUAUGACAUAUGAGAUAAUAACCUAUAUUGAAAUGCCAAGAGUUUUAUCUGAACCAAGGAGAGGACAAUUUGACAGAUCUGUUAUGCCUUCCUCUUACAUAGGCCCUGGAACCAAGUAAUGAACAUUAAAAAAAAAAAAUAGCCAUUGUGUGAGGCAAUUGCAUCUAAAACCUUUUGCUUCUGUUUCGGUGUAGCAGAAAUUAUUUUCUUAGGGAAACCUAUGCAAUCGUGACCCAGUGGUGUCUCUUGCUAACUUAGCUCCUGGAUUCAGUUACUGUUGAGGUGGAUUCUAAGGGUGUUCGGUGCCUUAUGUGACCGGAGCCAGAGCCUGCUGGGAACAAACAGCGCAGAGUCACGUGAAAGUGCAGAGCUUUAGCGAGGACGCGAAUGGCGCAGAACCUCCCAAAAUGUGGAUCUUUAUGGUCUGUACACUUUUAUUAAAACCAAGUGGCUUAAAAAGUGAAUUUUAUCAUGCCUUUAAAGUUUAUAAAAUGCUGCUUCUCUGUCAGCCAAAGGAUUCGACAGCGCAGUUCUCUCUUCCUGCUGAGUGACGCGAGCGCACCCUUUUCGGUGUGUGCGCGAAAUUUCCCAGGUUUCUCUGCAACUGCACUCUGACAGUAAGGAGUGCCGAGGAGGAUGAAAUCACUGUCUCUGAACUUUCCUCGGGUAUGGGUGACAUUUGUAUCGCGUUAACACAGCAGAAAGCUUACAAUGUAUUAGCACUCUUACGGCCUGCAGUUACCACAGUUUCCCAUGGUGGUGAAACAGCAGGGGUAAGGAAUUACUGGGCACGUUUUAGAGUGUGGGUAAUGCCUUUGUGUUAUUUAAAAAAUUUUUUUUUUAAGAUUUUCAUUUAUAUUUAAAAUAAAUGUUCUUGAAUGUUUGAAAGGAACAAAAUGAUCAGGGAUGGAUCUUUGCCCUGGGUCUCGUUUUUACUCUGUAAGUAAAAAUAUCAAUGUCAUAUAUAUUUUUUAUUUUUAUUAUACAAGUUUGUGAGUAUUUUAAUAAAGUUUAUAGACUAUA